Molecule: messenger RNA, 249 nt
Organism: Rangifer tarandus platyrhynchus (Svalbard reindeer)
Lineage: Eukaryota; Metazoa; Chordata; Mammalia; Artiodactyla; Cervidae
Source: the annotation of a GenBank genome assembly
AUGCUGCCGUUCUUUGGCUCGGUCACCAGUACCCUGGACACAGAUGUCCACGCUGGUGGCUUCAAGUGGGGCCUGGGCUGCUCCCGCAUGUGGGGGCCCUUGGCAGAUGUCAAGAUCAUGGGUGGCACUUGUGGAACUGCCAGCAGUGAGGGGACAGCACUCCUGCCAGCCAGUGUAAACAAGAAAGUGGGAGUGGGCUGUGAUACCCUGAGGAGCCUCAGAUUAUCUAGGGGGAACUUCACCCAGUGA